ACUGAAUGUAGGACACCACGUACAUUUGGCAUUAUGUGGGUGACAUUGACCAUUGUUUUUGUAUUACUUUGUUUGAUAUGGAGCCUGACUGGACGACCAAAAGGACUUCCGCCUGGUCCUACAUGUUACCCCAUCAUCGGCAAUGUCGGAAUCUUCAAACCGUCAGAGGGUUUGGAAGCUCACAGAAGACUGAGGAAAAUUUAUGGAGACAUCUAUACCAUAAUGAUUUUCCAUAAACCUAUCAUAUUUGUACAUGGAUUCAACGACAUUCGAGCGCUACUUGCUAAACAUGGGGAUAUCUUCUCUGAGCGACCAAGGUGUCUUGGCACUGAUCUUGCAGGAGGAAAUGGUGUGGUGUGGUCAUCGGGUCCUUUGUGGAAAGAAACAAGAUCGUUUGCACUGAUGACAUUACGAAAGUUUGGAUUUGGGAGACGGUGCAUGGAAAGCCAAAUCAUGGAAGAGGUAGACUGCUUGAUGGAGAAAUUGGGAAAAUGUGAAAACGAGGUUCUGGAUAUUAAAAAUGUACUGAAUGCAUCCACAGCUAACGUCAUUUGUUCGCUUUUAUUCGGUAGAAGAUUUGAUUAUGAUGAUACAAGAUUCAAGCGUUUAAUUGAUCUACUGUCGAAGUCAUUCAGCAGCGUCACUACAGCUUCACCUGUUUUUAUUUUUCCAUCUUUACGCAACAUCAGAAUCUUUUACAUUGACCCAGUUUUAGAAAAUGUUCAUGCUUUCAGAGCAUUUCUUGAUGAAAUAAUAGAGGAGCAUAGAAGAAGUUUUGACGAGAACCACAUCGAUGAUUUCAUUGAUGCUUUCCUUCUGGAACAAAAACAAAGAUCAAAUGAAAUCAACACUAUAUUUACAGCUGAAAAUCUGAACCAAACUUUACAAGACUUCUUUGGUGCUGGCACUGAGACUACUUCCACGACACUCAGAUGGGCACUACUUUUCUUGAUCCAUUAUCCGCAUUGGCAGAAAAAACUUCAGAAGGACAUUGAUGACGUAAUCGGUCAAGGUCAGCCUAAGAUGGAACACAGGAAACAGCUGCCAAUGGUAGAGGCCUUCAUUCUGGAGACUGUGCGAGUAGGAAAUACUUCUCCCUUAACUGCCCCACAUACAGGCAAGGAAGACCUCACGUACAAAGGGUAUCUCUUUCCUAAAGGUACCACUGUACUGUUUCUUUUGAAUUCCGCAUUGAUGGAUUCAGAAACAUAUCCUGAACCUUCAAAGUUUAAACCUGAACGGUUUUUAGAUGUCAGUGGGAGAUGUCGUGAAGACUUAAAAGACAAGUUGAUCACCUUUUCGUUAGGGCCCAGGGUGUGUUUAGGAGACGCCCUCGCCAAAAUGGAACUCUUCCUUUUUUUCGUCAGAUUUCUACAGAAGUUUGAGAUAAAAGCGGAGGAUCCGGAGUGUCUGCCUUCUUUAAAGGGAACUUUUGGGAUUACUCACACGCCGAAUGCCUUUAACCUGAGAUUUGUUAAACGUUAAACUGCAAUAGUGUAUGAGCUUUGACAUUAAUACGAGGGCUAUUUAAAAGUUCUAAGUAAUAAUAGUUUUAUGUUUUUGAUAAUUGAAAACAUCACAAAUUUUCGUAUUUUAUGUCACAAUGUAAUUUUUAACUC
This is a messenger RNA of Saccostrea echinata, 1619 nucleotides long. RefSeq names its product cytochrome P450 2B4-like. The record is from RefSeq and is a predicted model, not a curated record. The transcript has 4 exons. Gene Ontology annotation, biological process: xenobiotic metabolic process. NCBI's taxonomy places the organism in Eukaryota, Metazoa, Mollusca, Bivalvia, Ostreida, Ostreidae. Gene Ontology annotation, cellular component: cytoplasm; intracellular membrane-bounded organelle. The coding region runs from base 34 to 1485 and encodes 483 amino acids. Gene Ontology annotation, molecular function: heme binding; iron ion binding; oxidoreductase activity, acting on paired donors, with incorporation or reduction of molecular oxygen, reduced flavin or flavoprotein as one donor, and incorporation of one atom of oxygen.